Alosa alosa (allis shad) is the source of this 485-nucleotide messenger RNA. Its product is annotated as histone H2B 1/2-like. Gene Ontology annotation, molecular function: DNA binding; structural constituent of chromatin; protein heterodimerization activity. Bases 18 to 392 code for a protein of 124 amino acids. The record is from RefSeq and is a predicted model, not a curated record. Gene Ontology annotation, cellular component: nucleosome. The transcript has a single exon. Lineage: Eukaryota; Metazoa; Chordata; Actinopteri; Clupeiformes; Clupeidae.
UCGAGAGAUAUUCGACAAUGCCCGAGCCAGCGAAGUCCGCGCCCAAGAAGGGAUCCAAGAAAGCCGUGACUAAGACGGCAGGAAAGGGAGGAAAGAAGCGCAGAAAGACCAGGAAGGAGAGCUAUGCCAUCUACGUGUACAAGGUCUUGAAGCAGGUCCACCCUGACACCGGUAUCUCCUCCAAGGCGAUGGGCAUCAUGAAUUCGUUCGUGAACGACAUCUUCGAGCGCAUCGCUGGAGAGGCUUCCCGCUUGGCUCACUACAACAAGAGGUCCACCAUCACCUCCAGGGAGAUCCAGACCGCAGUGCGUCUGCUUCUGCCCGGUGAGCUGGCCAAGCACGCCGUGUCCGAGGGAACUAAGGCCGUUACUAAAUACACCAGCUCCAAGUAAUUGAUUGACUAAUUGACUUGAAAACAAAGGCUCUUUUAAGAGCCGCCCAUCUGUUCUUUGAAAGCUGUUCCAAUGAAAGAUGUGCAGACCGAC